UACUUUGUUUACGUUAUGAUUUCUGAAAUGUAAUGUGUGCCUAGAGACGAUCGAUUUGCUUAACGUUCGCUAGCUCAUUUAAAAUCCUACAGAGUAAGAAGCAACACACGAAAUUUUUUGUUCUUGAAUAAAAUGUCUGCACCAGUUGAAGUUGCCUCGAGUUCAUCAUCGCAGGAUAUGUUUUCGAUCGAGUUGGAAGCCUCACUCGUUCUGUGGAUAUACCAGGAUAUUACUCCCGAACACAAGGAUAGUUUGUGCAAAAUCGCUGCCAUAGCUGCGGCAUGUCAUAUCGUAACGAAAGAAGGUAUACCAGAAAAUUUUGGUAAGUUGCUCGCGUUCGAGCUCUACUCAGGGGCAAGAGGCGAGGACUACAAACCAAGACAGACAAGGGUCGUUGCAGUCAAAAAAUGGACGAACAACAUGGUCCGCACAUUUAUCAAUAAGAAAUCAAGUUUAGCCGAGUCAUUGGUCAAUAUAGAAAUUGGAGUAAGACGAUAUCAAGUUAAUUACGUAGUGAUGCUAGACUUUCAACCCAUCAUUGUCGGUAACAUGCACGCAGAGAACAUAUCGCCGGAAAAUCUGCUACUUACACUUCCUGCAGAUUUUCAUAAGAUUUUCGAGGAUAUGAAGACACCACGUUUAGAAACUCAAGGCGGAAUAGUCCUCGACACAGAUGUCCAAAAAAUGGUAGCUGAUAUCGCCAGAAUAUGUCAACCAGCUCAAGUUGCCCGGACAAUAGAAGGGAAAUUAGCAGUGACGUUAGACGUAACAAUAAAAUUAAACACGGACGUUGAUAUUGUAGAAAAUGAUAAAGAUUUUAUUUCUCGAAGAAUUGCUCUUAUUAUCGUAAUGCAUCUCUCGCAUAAGAUUCAAUCCCCGUGGAUAGAUUUCAAUUUGCAUACCGCUUGGGAAUUGUUCUUGAAAUUACAAAAGACUAAUUACGCUGAACCGUAUCGGAUGCGGCUGCAUUACGAGGUGGACAAUGUGAACAUAGAUGGAUCGAGAACGAUCGCUUCGCUCUUCAAAGGCAAGUGUUCAAUGAGUAUGAAAAAUAAGUCGCCCGUACUCAAUUACAAAGUGAGUUAUGCAUACCAGCCCAAUCCGCCUGAAAGAAUUAACGAAGAUCUUAUGCCCGGGGAAGUGAAAUCUCUCGAUGCAGUUCCGCUUGAUUUUUCUACUAUAGUCAAGGAAGUUGAACGCAGGAGAUAUUACUUCGCAGAGAGAUCUAAUAUCCCUUGGCAAAGAUUGGCUGAUGAGGUCGCAACAGUCUGCCUCCCUGCUGAAAUGGAUUGAAGAGGGCUACAAUGUUUGAAAUACCAUUCAUAUCAUCCAAUUUAAAAUCAGCCCCUUUCAAAACAAUUCAUAUUUGAAGACAUCGAGACUAACUCGUUGAGAUUUUGCCAUAUCCAACGCCUUCCAUCCAAAAUCAAAUAUGUCUGAUUUAAGAAUUAAUCUCUCUAAUAUUUGAAACUUCUUUUAUAAGAAAAAAUAUGAGUCAACAGUGUUAUAAAUGUGUAACGAUACAUUAGAUUGAUGGUUUUUUAUGUAUCAAAAGAUAUCGAACUAUUUUCCAUUUUUACAUGCAGAUCAAUAAUCAAAGAUGUACUAUUUUAAAUCGAGUACUCAAUUUUCCAAACAAUAAUUCAUUAAAAAAAAUUUAAAUAAUAA
Trichogramma pretiosum is the source of this 1668-nucleotide messenger RNA. RefSeq lists its product as uncharacterized. The coding region runs from base 133 to 1293 and encodes 386 amino acids. NCBI's taxonomy places the organism in Eukaryota, Metazoa, Arthropoda, Insecta, Hymenoptera, Trichogrammatidae. The transcript has 2 exons. The record is from RefSeq and is a predicted model, not a curated record.